AUGUCAUUCGACCCAGAGGUAUGUGAGACGGACCUCUUCGAGGCUACUGAUUUCACACGAGGUGCAGAGUACGAAAUCGGAUGGUCUCGAUCGACUGGCCGUGUCAAGCAAAUCUUUAUGGAGAAUGAAUUUGGCCAUAAAUGCGACGUCUGUGAUCGCCUCUGGUUCCUCCGUGAUCUGAAAACGGUCACCUCCUCGAUGGCGAGUUUCCUAUCGACUCACUUCCCGGAGGACGAUACCACGCGAUUUCGGCUCUGUUCCUCAUGUUACAGCACAUCUCGGCGCGAUAAAGUUCCGCCGAUGAGCAUGACGAAUGGCUAUAGGUAUCCACCCAAACCAUCGGGCUUGCCUAAGCUAGACCCCAUAAGCGAGCGACUUGUCUCCCCAAGAAUUCCUUACAUGCAAAUACGCCGUUUGCGUCGUGACGGUUGUCACGGUAUUGUCGGUCAAGUCAUUAAUGUCCCAGUUGAUGUCAACACGAUGGUACAGAGUUCACCGCGAUCAUUGGACGACUAUAACUCUUUCAACGUCAAUCUAAAAAAAAGCAUCAUCGUAAAAUGCUCUUAUCUGAGCGGCUCCGUCAAAAAGUCAACCGUGAAAGCCUGGCUGGUGAGAUAUCAAGUGAAAUCACCGAUGAAUUGA
Molecule: messenger RNA, 642 nt
Organism: Galendromus occidentalis (western predatory mite)
Lineage: Eukaryota; Metazoa; Arthropoda; Arachnida; Mesostigmata; Phytoseiidae
Exons: 1
Coding region: 1-642 (213 amino acids)
Source: RefSeq, a predicted model, not a curated record